AUGGGCAUUGCUCUCUGGUUAGUACCCAAAUCACACUCGCUUUUCUACGAAUCGGCCGAUUCAUUGAUCAUCUCCCUUCACACUCUCUUCGAUAACGCUCCCACUUUCGAACCUCACAUCACCAUAACUUCGGGCAUCGUCAUAAACACCCCCAGCGAUGUGGCAGUAUUGUUGAACUCUGCGUUGGCUGCCAUAAAUUCAUUGAACCAAAUCCACCAACAGCGACGGGAGGAACAGCAACAACAACGCAAACAGAUGGAAAACCAAUCAGAUACUUCCCUCAAUGACAACAACACCAAUAUUUCCGAAUCGUCUCUGGAGAACGCCAUAUCAGAUCAGUUAAUAUUAUUCGAUAAAUUGGAAUUUGGCAAGAAGUAUUUCCAAAAAGUCAAACUCUCGGUAUAUCCGAACCCUAACUUGGUAUCGUUUGCUCGGAUCAUCAGGGAAUUGUUUGUUGAGGCUCCAGGACUCAAGCAACGGGUUUUACAACAGUCCUCCUCAUUGGCUCCUCCGUCUAAUGACCGGCCAAAAAGAUCGAAAAGUCUCUCGAAACGGGUUGCCAGUAAUAGUAGUGCUCUUUCCUCCGCCACUUCCGAAUCUACAGAAGGAGGAUCGUCAACAACCCUUUCUGGGGAAAUUAACCCUGCUGAUAUUUCCUCGUUGGCAAUGAAGGCGGCGGAACGAUGGUCACUCGAAGAGUUCAAUCCGCAUUUAUCCCUCGUUUAUUCCAACGUGUAUGCCAUUGAUUCGGCAUUGGAAAGAACCAUAAAGACCAGAGUCGAAGAUUUGUUAAGCGUGUUGAUCGAUGGGGAUAAUAGAUUGGUGGAUGAUGCGGCAAAUCUAUAUUGGCCUGAUGAUGGGUGUUUAAAGUUGGUGCGAUGUGAAGGUGAGGUUAAAGAUUGGGAAGUGUUAGGAUCCAUCGAUUAUCACUUGACGUGA
Saccharomycopsis crataegensis is the source of this 939-nucleotide messenger RNA. It is a transcript of the gene CPD1, whose product is annotated as 2',3'-cyclic-nucleotide 3'-phosphodiesterase. The coding region runs from base 1 to 939 and encodes 312 amino acids. The record is from RefSeq and is a predicted model, not a curated record. NCBI's taxonomy places the organism in Eukaryota, Fungi, Ascomycota, Saccharomycetes, Ascoideales, Saccharomycopsidaceae. The transcript has 2 exons. Gene Ontology annotation, molecular function: 2',3'-cyclic-nucleotide 3'-phosphodiesterase activity. Gene Ontology annotation, biological process: cyclic nucleotide metabolic process.